Messenger RNA from Vitrella brassicaformis, 3961 nucleotides. NCBI's taxonomy places the organism in Eukaryota, Vitrellaceae. The record is from the annotation of a GenBank genome assembly.
AUGUACUAUCAGCCUGCCCCUGGUGACAUAUCGGUGCCCGACGAAGGUGCCAGCUUCAGCAACGUCUUUCAUCAGCACAACUCUGAUGCGCCCAUCAACGGCGCCCAUGUGGUAGGACAAAGACGAACGACCGCAGCGGCGCAUCCAGCAAUGAAACUGUCAUGACUCAAUUUGCCAUAUGCAGGUGGACGACGCCAUCAACCAGCUGCAGAAGCAAAUCGGUACGAUGUGUCUACACAUGGAGACCGCGUCCUCUGCAGAGAGAGAGAUCCAUGCCAUUUCCUGUCUGUCCUGUUGCUGCAUCACGUGUAUGCAGGCAAAGAGCUGCGUGAGAUCACCGUGCAUGACCUCCUGGACAAGGCCAAGAUGGAGCCGGAGCAGCAUCGCUUCGACAGGCCGGUGCCCGGGGAGGUGCCGACGUCGUUUGCGGCGCCGUCAGAGGAGGUGCUGCGGCUCUCUGAGAACCUCACGAGGCAGAGCGCCCAGCAGAAGAGACUCAGAGGUAGAUGCGAUGCGGCAUGGAUGGCUCAAUUCACCUCCUCAGCAGGCCGUCGUGUGUUGGUGCAUUGCAGAUGAUGUGAGGAAGAGGGAGCAGACGAUUGAGACCCUUCGGCGAAAGGUCAACCACUACGAGGAUCAGCUCAAGAAGGCAAACAAUGCUCGGACCAAGUAACCAAGGAAGAGAAGAGCGGGUGAGAUCCCCAUCCAUGUCUCCCUCCCUUUGUUGUCGCGUGUGGGUGGGCAUGGCAGGUGGAAAGAAGAGAAAGACGACAUCCAGACUCAGCUCAAGAAGGCCGAAUAUGACAAAAGUACACGAGACACAAAGGGAGGGACAGAACCGACCGUCCACCUCUGGGGGCAUGUUGUGGCCUGUCUAUCAGGCGACCUGGAGCGUCAGCUGGAGCAAUUGAAGCUCCAGCAGGAAACCGGCCCGGCCCAGCUGGAGAGGAUGCCUAGCACCACAUCGUCGGCAGCCUCCCCCGGCGCACAGAUGCUCCUGGCAGGGUUGGAGGCCAAGGCACGGCCGAAAGCUCGGGCAGGCUUCGGGAUGGGCGCGUUGGACAUUGACCUGCUGGGAGGUACGCUCUAUGUCGAGCCGCCAUAUGGCGAUUGACUGGAUGUCUCGUUUGCAGAGGGGGAGGAGUUGAAGGUGUCGGAAGACCGAAAGCGGAACCCCUGCAUGAUGUGUUGUCACCAGUGAGUGAAGGAGAAUGGAUGGAGAGGACAAAGCAGAGGUGUCUGUCUGUGCGGGUGUCAGGUUUGCAAAAGCAGCGAGAUGGGUGCUUCGGAAGCUGCCGUUCAAAACGGGCGUCCAACGCAUUACGAGAAGAUAUGGCGACACAUUCGGAUCUUUCUUUGCUUUUCUGCGGUGGGUGUGUGCGGACGUCAAGGGCGGUUCCACUCGUUCAUCCUUUGUCUGUGUGUCUAUAGAUUUUUGUUUUUGACGUCGAUCCUCCAGCUGUGUGUGCACCUGCCUCUGUUGUUGCCGCAGCUGUACCUUCGCCUCUUUGACAACCUCAAAAUGUGCGGCCUCAGCCCAUGCAUCCUGGUGUACAGCGCCUUCCCGAAUAGCGGGGCCACCAGCAUCACAUACGUCUCGGUGGUGCUCAUGAGCGUCAUUGUGGUGCUCUCGCUAUCUCUCCGGUGAGCUGGUGAGAGAACAAAGAAGGAGAGAGCAAGGCCGGGUGCAUGCCUCUGUGUGUGUACGUGGCUGGGUGGUAGGCAGUGGGUGGCCUUUGAUCAUGUGUAUCAGUACUCCCAGCUGUUGGAGGAGACGUCGGGGGACAAGAAAAAAUAUUCCAAAGUGCUGCUCACGGCUUUCGACAUCAACACGGGGUGAGUGCGUGAGAGGCGAGACAAGCAUCCGCCUAUACCGCAUCUCUUUUUCCCACAGCAACCAUGAUGAUGCGACGAGCUUUGCAAGGUCGGUGGCGAUCCAGUUGGGUGUGCUGCUCUACGAAGAUGAAGUUAAGCGGAGGAAUGCCGAACGCACCUUCUCUGAUAAGGUACGUGAAAUGGCCGUAGAAGGCCAUUUCUCAGCUGUCGUUUGUCUGAAUGCAUCAGCUGCUGCUUUACUGCCGUCGCGCGUUGGGAAUCCUGAUCAACAUUGCCUUCAUCGGCGUCGCCUGGACCAUCAUCAUAUCUGUGACCUUGUUUCAGAAACAGAUACGCACGUGGCUCUCGAGCAGGUGAGGAGAGCACCGACCAUCCACAAAGCUGAAUGCCAGCAUUUGUGCUGCUCGGUGCCCUUCAGCACCCCAUUCCGUAGCGUGAGUGGGCUGGCUCCCUCGGUGACGGUGUCGGUCAUGGGUUUCGCCUUCCCACAAGUCACAACGCUGAUUACCGCCUAUGAGAAGUGGGCGCCGUCGUCGCGUCUCAAGCAGACAAUGUGGCGCCUCUACUUUGGUCACCCCACAAGAAGGAUGCCUGCACCCAUGUCUCCUCUCAUUUGGAGCCUCUCUCUCUCUCGCCGUCAGGUCGUGUGUUGAAUGUGGCAUUGGUCACGGCACUCAACUUUGAGAUGGUAUACUCCCGAGCCCUGUUCACUCAGUCGUCCACGUCCACCAUCGAGUGGGACGAGGAGACAUACCGCUGCAGGGAGGACCAGGCGGCCGUGUCGCUGCUCUCGCUCGUCGCAACCGACUUCGCAUUCACGAAGCUCGCCUUCACGGGAUAUCUCACCUACCUGUACCUCACGAAGCGUGUGUUUGGUCUUCGUGGCGAGGAGCAGCGUGCGAUGUGGCGGCCCAAGUUCGAUGUGGCCAAGAAUGUGGUGCAGGUUAUCUACACGCAGUCGCUCAUCAUCUCUGCCAUGGUGAUUGCUCAGCAACACAGAGACACGGACAGGGAGGGAGAAGGGCGGUGUGUGGGUGUUGUGCAGCCUUUCUGCCCGUUCACUGCUCUGUUUGCGCCCGUCAUCCUCUUUGUGGACUUCAAGUGGUUCACGUUUGUCUUUCUGAAGCUCUGCAAACGGCCGCAGACCAACCUUUCCUCUCAGGCAAGCAGCAUGCAACGGGGGGUACAUGAUACCCGAUCGUCUCUCUCUCUCUCUGUCUCUCUCUCAUGGUGCGUGCAGGACAUUGGUGUAUUCAUCAUGCGCCUGUUCGCUCUCUCGUGUGUGCUGUUUGGCGUGCUGACCUAUUUCUUCCUCUCACUGGAGUUCCCACAUGAAGAGGGCUGCGGCCCAUUUGAUACACGUGAGCGAUCACGGCCCUGACAAGGAACCAAAAAUCCACGCCAUUUGUCAGCACUAUCUCGCUUGUCUCGCUUCUCUCUCUCUAUCUCUCUCUCUCUGUGUGUGUGUGUGUGUGUGUAUGUGUGUAUCCGUCAGGCACCCGCGCGAUCGCAGUCAUGGAGAACGCCUUCAAGACAGGGUGGGUCUCGUGCCUCUGUCUCCCUCGUGCCUGCGCCACUCGUGUGUGUGCAUCGCUUCUCCUCCUUUGUUUUUCAGUUUUCCGCUGUUGUGGACGAUCCUGACGAGUGUGAUUCUGUACACUGCUCUCGCGGCAGUGCUGAUUCUGCUGCUGGUGUUCCAGCUCAACAAGAUCAACGCAUACCGCACUUACCUCCUGGACCAGCACCUCUUCAGCAGCAGACAAAUCGAGGUACGUACGGCUGGAGGAGUGCAUGGCAGUCCAACCAUUACGUGUCCGUCUGUUCCUUCCUCUGCAGGUGCUGCAAAAGGAAGUGACCAAGCUGUCCAAGCAGCUCUCCGUUCUCAAGAAACGGUGAGAGAGCUAUCGACCACUGCUGCUGGUGUCAUGUCUCUUUAUGAGUGUAUUUGCUUAUCAGGUUUGCCCGUGCGAGAGAGGAGAUGCAAUCUGAGGGCUCAGAGGGCGAAACAAGCUUCGCGCCCACACCUUCGGUGCACAGUCGAGCAUCGUCCGUGGCCGUCCCACGGAAGUCGGUGCGCAUUGAUGCGGACAGAGCAGCGCAAAGCGACAACAGGGCGGACCCAUAA